This is a messenger RNA of Phalaenopsis equestris, 1386 nucleotides long. Its product is annotated as tRNA-specific adenosine deaminase 1. NCBI's taxonomy places the organism in Eukaryota, Viridiplantae, Streptophyta, Magnoliopsida, Asparagales, Orchidaceae. Gene Ontology annotation, biological process: adenosine to inosine editing; RNA processing. The record is from RefSeq and is a predicted model, not a curated record. Gene Ontology annotation, molecular function: tRNA-specific adenosine deaminase activity; double-stranded RNA binding; double-stranded RNA adenosine deaminase activity. Gene Ontology annotation, cellular component: cytoplasm; nucleolus.
GAUAUAAAAUAAAAUAGUAAAAUAAAAAUAACACCGUAGCUUCUUUGGGUGAGAGUACAAAAUUGUUCUAGGGUUUACUUGCAGCGAAGCAGCACCUCUUGAGAUUCCCUGAGACUCCGAUGAUCAUCGGAGACGCCAGACGGUUGGCUGAGGUGAAGAUAUCGCGAACAACUUGUUAUGAUGGAAUGCCAAUCUCCGAGUACCGAGAUGAACUGGGGAGACAGAGUCUCGAACGCCGUUUUUUCUCUCUAUGAUUCGCUUCCAAAAAAGGGGAAGCCCCAGGGGCGAGAAAUCACUGUUUUGUCUGCUUUCCUCCUUUCUUCUCCUUCCGAUGAUCUCGAAGUCGUUGCUCUAGGGACGGGGACCAAAUGCAUCGGAAAAUCGCUUCUUAGUUCGAAAGGUGACGUCGUCAACGACUCCCAUGCCGAGAUUGUUGCGCGGAGAUCCCUUCUGAGGUUCUUUUAUUCAGAGAUUGCGAGGCUUCAAAGCAAUUGUUGUGAUGGACGAAGAAAUUCAAAAGCGUCAGAUAUUUUUUUUCGCUUGGUUACCCAGGAGGGUUCUAGCAAUUCCAAGUAUGAAAUGAUUCCUGGCUGGCGCAUACAUUUAUACAUUUCUCAGUUGCCAUGUGGCUCAUUGGGCACUGCUUCCUUAUCACGAGACCUCAAAGAGACUUGUUUAGUUGAAGUCAAAAGCUUUCAACAGUUAGAGGAGGAACUUCUAUUUCCCAUUUUGAAUUCUUCUGUAACCGUUCAAAAGAAACCUGGACGCGGUGACGCAACAUUUUCGAUGAGUUGCUUUGAUAAAAUAACCCGUUGGAAUAUUGUGGGAAUCCAAGGUGCCUUGCUUUUUAACAUUCUGCAGCCAGUGUAUAUUUCUUCCUUGACUAUUGGAAAAUCUAAGUAUGCAUUUGACGAAUUUUCUCUGAGAAAUCAUUUAGAAAGGGCUUUUCUUCAUCGUGCAAUUUCUAUAAACCUUAUAGCCCAAAAUACAUUUCAACCGAAGAAGUUUCCUGUUUUUGAGGCUUCUCUUCCACCAAAAGAAUUUCAGCAAUUGGAAAAUGAUGCACCUAAUUUAACAUGCGGGUACUCAAUCUGCUGGAAUAAAUCCGGAUUGCAUGAAGUUAUACUGGGGACAACCGGAAGGAAGCAAGGAACUUCUUCCAAAGGUUCCCUGUUUCCAUCUACCGAAUCUUCUGUGUGCAAGAGAAGACUAUUGGAGGCGUUCAUGUCACUGAAACAUGAAAUAUCAUUUGAAUAUCCUGUGGAGGAAUUUUCUUAUCGUAAACUGAAGCAAAAGGCCGUUGAAUAUCAAUCUGUUCUGAAGGUGUUUAUGGACAGCCCCCUCCUCACUUCUUGGCCUCGAAAACCUCCAGACCUUGAGGAUUUU